GAGAGAGAGAGAGAGAGAGAGAGAGAAUAGGCAGUGGAAACACGGCAUAGUGACACAAGGGCGAAAGUGGAGAGCGAGACAGUUUUCCGUAAAAGGCGUUAGCUCAGCUAGUGUAAUGUAGUGAACAUUAUUCCGCUAGAGAACGACGGGACGAGCCCUGUUUUAGAAACUAAUUUUCCUCCCAUUCGGGGCUAACGCGAUAGCCUACUAGAAUAGAACAGAGUUUUAGAUUACUACAUUGAUUGCCUACGGUCCUGUCUGGAGCGGAGCUUUAGCGCUCUAACUAAUAGACAACACUAGAAUAGAUCAGAGGAAACCAGGACAGCUCGAGCGCCAAGAUGCCCCUGGCACAAUUGCCAGAUCCCUGGCAGAAGAUGGCACUGGGGCGGGCGGCAAGCGAGGAUGCUCAUCGGCAUGUUCUGGAGGAUUCUAUUGGAGAGGAUGAUUCUAUGUCCUGUAAUGAGGACGAGACUGUCAAUGAGAUCAACAUCACCAACCAUACCAAGGAGGGGUCAGAGAAGGGUGACCCUCGACAGUUUGAGCUCCGCAAGGUCCUAGGACAAGGCUCCUUCGGAAAGGUGUUCCUGGUCAAGAAGACUACAGGUCCAGAUACAGGACAGCUCUACGCCAUGAAGGUUCUGAAGAAAGCCACACUGAAAGUGCGUGACAGGGUGAGGACUAAGAUGGAGAGAGACAUUUUGGUGGAGGUCAACCAUCCCUUCAUCGUUAAACUGCACUAUGCGUUCCAAACAGAAGGGAAACUCUACCUCAUCCUGGACUUCCUACGAGGAGGAGACCUCUUCACACGACUGUCUAAAGAGGUGAUGUUCACAGAGGAGGAUGUGAAGUUCUACCUGGCAGAGUUGGCCCUGGCGCUGGACCACCUUCACAGCCUGGGCAUCAUCUACAGAGACCUCAAACCAGAGAACAUUCUGCUAGACGAGGAGGGACACAUCAAGCUGACAGACUUCGGCCUCAGUAAAGAGUCUAUAGACCAUGAGAACAAGGCCUAUUCGUUCUGUGGGACGGUGGAGUACAUGGCUCCGGAGGUGGUCAACAGGAGAGGCCACACCACCAGCGCUGAUUGGUGGUCCUACGGCGUGCUCAUGUUUGAGAUGCUGACCGGAACGCUACCAUUCCAGGGGAAAGACCGCAAGGAGACCAUGAACAUGAUCCUCAAGGCUAAGUUGGGGAUGCCACAGUUUCUGAGUUCAGAAGCCCAGAGUCUCCUGAGGAACCUUUUCAAACGCAACCCUACUAACAGGCUAGGGGCCGGCCCAGAUGGAGUGGAAGAGAUCAAGAGACACCACUUCUACUGCACCGUAGACUGGAAUAAACUGUUCCGUAGAGAGCUCCACCCUCCCUUCAAACCUGCUACGGGACGACCUGACGACACCUUCUAUUUCGACCCAGAGUUCACUGCUAAAACACCCAAAGAUUCCCCAGGGGUUCCACCCAGUGCCAACGCCCACCAGCUGUUCCGAGGAUUCAGUUUCGUAGCCAUAACAACAGAAGAAGAGGCACAACCACUACAGGCUACAAUAGUAAAGCAGCUGCACAGAAAUGUGUCUCAGUUUACUGAAGCAUAUGAAAUGAAGGAGGAUAUAGGACUGGGAUCAUACUCUGUCUGCAAACGCUGCAUACACAAGACCACUGGCAUGGAGUACGCAGUCAAGAUCAUCAGUAAGGCUAAGAGAGAUCCAACGGAGGAGGUGGAGAUUCUACUGAGAUACGGACAACAUCCCAACAUCAUCACACUGAAGGAUGUGUUUGAUGAUGGCAGGACAGUGUAUCUGGUCACAGAGCUGAUGAAGGGUGGAGAGCUGCUGGAUAAGAUACUGAGACAGAAGUUUUUCUCAGAGAGAGAAGCUAGUGCUGUCCUAUACACCAUCACCAAGACUGUUGAAUACCUACACGUACAGGGGGUGGUGCACAGGGACCUGAAGCCCAGUAAUAUCCUGUAUGUGGAUGAGAGUGGGAACGCUGAGUCCAUCAGGAUCUGUGACUUUGGUUUUGCCAAACAGCUGAGAGCUGAGAACGGCCUGCUGAUGACGCCGUGCUACACAGCUAACUUUGUAGCUCCAGAGGUGUUGAAGAAGCAGGGUUAUGACGCUGCCUGUGACAUCUGGAGUCUGGGAGUCCUACUCUACACCAUGCUGACAGGGUUCACUCCAUUUGCCAAUGGUCUAGAGGACACUCCAGAAGAGAUCCUGGCUCGGAUCGGCAGCGGGAAGUUCUCUCUGACUGGAGGAUACUGGAAUUCUGUCUCAGCCGAGGCCAAGGAGCUGGUGUCUAAGAUGUUACACGUGGACCCCCACCAGCGUUUGACGGCUGGCCAGGUGUUGCGUCAUCCCUGGGUCACACAACGCGACCAGCUGCCCAAAUUCACACUCACCAGACAGGAUGCUCCACACCUGGUCAAGGGCGCCAUGGCAGCAACCUACUCUGCCCUCAACAGGAACGUUCCACCUGUCCUGGACCCUGUGGGAUGUUCCACUCUGGCCCAACGGAGGGGGGUGAAGAAACUUACAUCCACUGCCCUCUGAUCUUUAACCUAUCACCUCGGACUUAUAACCUUGCUGGAGGUCUGUUCAGACAGACGGGCAGACCUGGUCCCUCAGGUGACCUGGACAGAACUCUGAUGCACCUGGGACCCCUCUGACCCUUCUCUGUUAGGAACUAACCCAGUGGUUUCCCCCCCUGGUGCCAGAGAUACAGAGUAUGCAGGCUUUAGAACCAGUUAGGGCUAGAACUACAGCCUGUAGCUCUGUUGGACCAGGGCUGGUGGUGACCACUAACAUUGUAUCGUCUCUCCAGUCUUUGCUUUGUACAAUCAGCGUUGCCUCUAGAUACUCAAGAGACACGUGUCAGGAACAUGAAUGUGCUGUAUAUAGAUGUAUGUGUGUAUGUACUUCUGGGAACAUUUGAGAGAUACCUGCAUAUGCAUUUAAGACCCAAUUUAUGAUGAACUGUAUAACUGUAGCUCUGUGUGUAAACCUUAAGUAGCCUCUUUAGUGACCGAGUCAUUACAGGGACAAAACUAGUGAUGUCAUCAGAGUGAGAGCAAAUGGGACCACUGACAAUGCCCCCUAUAUUGAGACAAGCUCCUCCCAGUCAGCCACAACAUCCAAUCAGUGACGGGAUUGAGGUCCAAUCAUGGCUUUGGUUAGGCCAGUCUGGCGACCGCCUACCCUGUCCACACCAACUCAGCUCUACAGACACUAAGGUAAACAUUAUCCUGGACCAGUGUUAAGCGGUGGCUCGCUGGGCAACGAGUCUGUGGCUUGCCCAGUGUGCAUGUUGCUGCCUUAUACAGUGCCCUCUGUAAUUAUUAUUUUGUCUUCUAUUGGCUCUAUGCUCAAUACGUUUGGAUUUAAAAUCAAACAAUGAGAGGUGAAAGUGAAGAUUGUCAGCUUUCAUUUGAGAGUAUUUUCAUCCUUAUCCAGGUGAACCGUUUAGAAAUUAUAGCCCUUUUGUUAUGAGACAAAUUCACUUGUGUAUUUUUUAAGCAGGCAAAAGUUAAGUAUUUGGUCCCAUAUUCAUAGCACGCCAACAUCAAAGUUGUGACUCUACAAAUUUGUUGGAUGCAUUUGCUGUUUGUUUUGGUUGUGUUUUAGAUUAUUUUGUGCCCAAUAGAAAAUAAUGUUAAAAGAAUGUAUUGGGUCAUUUUGGAGGGACUUUGAUUGUAAAUAAUAAUAGAACGUUUCUGAACACUUCUACAUUAAUGUGGAUGCUACCAAUAUUACAGAUAAUCAUGAAUAUAUCGUGAGUAAUGAUGAGUGAGAAAGUCACAGAUGCAAAAAUAUCAUACCCACAAGACAUGCUAACCUCCCACCAUUACAAUAACAGGGGAGGUUAGCAUGCAUACAAAUGCUAACCUCCCCUGUUAUUGUAAUGGGGAGAGGUUAGCAUGUUAUAUUCUUAUUUACAAUCAAAGUCCCUCCAAAAUGACCCAAUACAUUCUUUAGCAUUAAUUUAUAUUGGGCACAAAAUAAUCUGAAACACAACCAAAACAAACAACAAAUGUAUCCAACAAAUGUGUAGAGUCACAACCUUGAUGUAGGCAUUGCGUGCUAGGAAUAUGGGACCAAAUACUUAACUUCGACUACUUUAAUACACACAAGUGAAUUUGUCCCAAUACUAUAUACAAAAAGUACUGUCAGUUCUAAACGGUUCAACCGAUAGGGAUGAAAAUACCCUCUAAAUAAGGCAACAGUCUGCACUUUAACCUCGUGGACAUGGUUUGAUUUCCCAAUAAUCCCGGAGGACACUGUAUUUCCUGGUUCCGAGGAGCAUUUGAAUGGAUGAAGCUGUGAAGAGACGGAGUCUGGCACUGAACUGUCAAUACUGUACUAGUACAGCACCUCAGGGUUCUGGGAGAUGAAAUACAAUGCAUUUUAGAAAUCCAUUAACUAAGUCAUGUAAGCACACAGGUGGGGCUGGAACAGACAUGAUAUUUUCUGAUGAAUUUAACCUGCUGUCUGGAACGAUAUGACAGUUGUGGAGGUAAUCCAGUAUGUUACUGUCUGGAAUGAUAUGACAGUUGUGGAGGUAAUCCAGUAUGUUACUGUCUGGAAUGAUAUGACAGUUGUGGAAGUAAUCCAGUAUGUUACUGUCUGGAAUGAUAUGACAGUUGUGGAGGUAAUCCAGUAUGUUACUGUCUGGAAUGAUAUGACAGUUGUGGAGGUAAUCCAGUAUGUUACUGUCUGGAAUGAUAUGACAGUUGUGGAGGUAAUCCAGUAUGUUACUGUCUGGAAUGAUAUGACAGUUGUGGAGGUAAUCCAGUAUGUUACUGUCUGGAAUGAUAUGACAGUUGUGGAAGUAAUCCAGUAUGUUACUGUCUGGGCCUGCUGGCACAUGCUGACUUCUUGUCAAUCCCUUUAAAGCGCUGUCUGUCUAAUAGAAUGAAGAAAACUGUAGCUAUCAAUGACUUGUAGCGGUAUUAUUGAACUCAUGGUCUGAUUCUGGAUCAGUAGUGAACUUCUACCUAUUCAAUUUCUCUCCCGCUGCUCUUCUGGAUGUGUUGUAACACACACGGUCUUUGAGUUUCUGAUUGACUGUUAAGUGUUUAGCUGUAAGGUUGUGUGUUUGAGCAGUUUGUAUGUUGUUUUGAGAGUAGAUGAGAUGCAUUGCUUCUCUCUUUGGGACGGUUUCCUGGACACAGAUUGCACCUUGUCCUGGACUUAAAAGCAAUUUCAAUGGAGAAUCGGUCCAAGACUAGGCACAAUCUAUGUCUGGGAAACCAGCCUUUUGUGUCCCAGUCUCUUUCCUCUGUCCCUGUGGAGAUACAGUGUCCUUCCAUCCAUCCUGCUGCUACCGUCUCCUCUCUCUGGUUUUGUAUCUGUGGAGUCACAGUAGGACUUUGUAUUGAACAUAAUAAACAGGCCUUCAGUACAUGA
Molecule: messenger RNA, 5399 nt
Organism: Oncorhynchus masou masou (cherry salmon)
Lineage: Eukaryota; Metazoa; Chordata; Actinopteri; Salmoniformes; Salmonidae
Product: ribosomal protein S6 kinase alpha-3-like
Exons: 22
Coding region: 339-2546 (735 amino acids)
Biological process (GO): peptidyl-serine phosphorylation; intracellular signal transduction
Molecular function (GO): protein serine/threonine kinase activity; ATP binding; magnesium ion binding
Source: RefSeq, a predicted model, not a curated record